CAAUAGUUUUCAAUUUGACUUUCCUAUUCUCUCAAAUUACAUACUCUAAACAAAAAAAAUUGUCACCUCUAUUUCUUCCGGUCAAAAAUGACAAACGUGACCGCCGUGGCUGCGGCGGCCGCCAUUCUCCUCCACCAACCACAUAUCUUAGCCGCUGCAUCUCCUCCCCAUUUUUGUUCAUAUAAUAUUUUGCUAUAUUUUCUAAAUAUUUUUAGAAAUUUUAUAAUUUAAAAUAAUUUCUUGAUCGAAAACUAUAUAUUUCGCACUCAGAUAUAGAUAUCAUCUUCUUACCUUAGUUCUUUCCGUUUUGUAGCUCACCGUAACAACUCCGAUCAGGUUUCAUUCGCCUGAAACCUUAUUUCAAUGGCUCAGAAGCUCAAGGUUCUCAUCAUCGGAGGUACUGGUUACAUCGGAAAGUUCGUAGUAGAAGCCAGUGCCCUAGCAGGUCAUCCAACUUUUGUAUUGGUCCGCCAAUCUACGCUCUCCGACUCCGCCAAGUCUUCGAUCAUCGAUAGUUUCAGGAACUUAGGUGUCAAUUUCGUCUUCGGUGAUAUCUUCGACAAUGAGAGUCUGGUUAGGGCAAUACAGCAGGUUGAUGUGGUGAUAUCCACCGUUGGUCGUGGUUUGUUAUCCCAUCAACAAAAUAUCAUAUCUGCUAUCAAACAAGCUGGCAAUAUUAAGAGAUUUUUUCCCUCGGAGUUUGGCAAUGAUGUGGAUCGUGUUCACGCCGUGGAGCCAGCAAAGUCGAUGUUUGCCAGAAAGGUUGAAAUUCGUAGGGUUGUUGAGGCAGAGGGAAUCCCCCACACAUUUGUAGUUAGCAAUUUCUUCGAUGGUUACUAUCUUCGCAACUUUUCUCAGCCAGGAGCUACCGAACCACCUAGAGACAAAAUCAAAAUCUUUGGGGAUGGAAAUCUCAAAGUAAUUUACAACAAGGAAGAAGACAUUGGGACAUACACCAUCAGAGCCAUAGAUGAUCCAAGAACCUUCAACAAGAUCUUGUACAUUAGACCUCCUGCCAACAUCUACUCGACGAAUGAGCUAGUCUCACUAUGGGAGAAAAAAAUUUGCAGGAUUCUUGAGAAAACCUAUGUCUCAGAGGAGGAGCUUGUGAAAAACAUCCAAGAGACUCCAGUGCCACUUAAUACAGCAUUAGCAAUUAGUCAUAGUGCUUUUGUGAAGGGAGAUCAUACCAACUUUGAUAUUGAACCAUCAAUUGGAGUGGAAGCAUCAGAGCUGUAUCCAGAUGUUCAUUACACAACUGUAGAAGACUACCUCAAUCAAUUUGUUUAGGAAGCAAACAGCCAACUUGAUCUUUGCUUUGUUUGUACCCAUGUCCCCUAUAUUUUUUAUAACGCAUAUAUUUUUUAUAACGCAUAAAAGUUAAAAGUCAUGCUUUUAGUCCCUAGACUUAUAUAGAAACAAUAAUUUGGUUUUUGAAUAUUGCUUUGUAAUAAUUUACUCCGUGUUACUUUCAAUUUUGUAACGAUUUAAUCUUUGUAUUUUUAUAUUUGUAAAAAUUGUUACAAACUAAA
Molecule: messenger RNA, 1532 nt
Organism: Cucumis melo (muskmelon)
Lineage: Eukaryota; Viridiplantae; Streptophyta; Magnoliopsida; Cucurbitales; Cucurbitaceae
Product: phenylcoumaran benzylic ether reductase POP1-like
Exons: 5
Coding region: 364-1290 (308 amino acids)
Molecular function (GO): oxidoreductase activity
Source: RefSeq, a predicted model, not a curated record